Molecule: messenger RNA, 2634 nt
Organism: Prunus mume (Japanese apricot)
Lineage: Eukaryota; Viridiplantae; Streptophyta; Magnoliopsida; Rosales; Rosaceae
Product: Tetratricopeptide repeat (TPR)-like superfamily protein
Biological process (GO): RNA modification
Molecular function (GO): zinc ion binding; protein binding; RNA binding
Source: RefSeq, a predicted model, not a curated record
AUGACUCUAAAGCCCUCUUUGAGGACCCUUGCACAGUCAUACACAAGCCAAACUCUCAAACAAUACCAGCUUUCAUAUCAUACCAAGCCUCUCUGCCACCUUCACGCGAUUGCCUUCUCUCCAAAAAAGGAGAGCUGCGUGUCUGAAUCAAGAAAUUCUGUAAUUGCACACCACCUGGUCGACAAAACUCCCCAGAGAGACCUUUUGGAAUACAAUCACUUCCUUUUCGAGUAUUUUCGCAAUGACCGCAACAAUGAAGCGAUUAACCUCUUUAUGGGUCUUUGGCGGUCUGGUUUGCGAGUUAAUGGGUCGAUCCUGUCUUCUGUUCUUAAGGUUUGUGGGUGCUUGUCUGAUCAAGUUGCGGGUAGACAACUGCAUUGUCAAUGUGUAAAAUCUGGGUGUGCAGAGGAUGUCAGUGUUGGGACCUCUCUUCUUGAUAUGUAUAUGAAGACUGAAGGUGUUAGAGAUGGAAGGAGAGUCUUUGAUGAGAUGGGGGACAGAACUGUAGUGUCAUGGACUUCCCUGAUUGCAGGUUAUGCAAGAAAUGGGUUGAAUGACCAGGCAUUGGAGUUGUUUUCAGAGAUGCGACUAGAAGGAAAUAAGCCUAACCCGCAUACAUUUGUGAAUGUUCUUGGAGUUUUGGCAGCUAAAGGUAUGGUUGAGAAGGGAAGUCAGGUUCAUACCAUGGUGAUAAAGAAUGGCUUUGAGUCAAUUACGUUUGUGUGCAAUUCUUUGAUUAAUAUGUAUCUAAAGUCGGGGAUAGUUGAGGAUGCUAAAGCUGUUUUUGAUUGUAUGCCGAAUAGGGAUGCAGUUACUUGGAAUAGUUUGAUUGCGGGUUAUGUGAUAAAUGGGCUCGAUUUGGAAGCUUUUGAAAUGUUUAAUCAGAUGGGGCUUGCAGGUGUUAAGUUCACACAACCGAUAUUUGUUACUAUCAUUAAGUUAUGUGCUAAUUAUAAAGAAUUGGUUUUUGCAAGACAACUUCAGUGCCGUGUUCUGAAGAGUGGGUUGGCAUUUGAUCGCAAUAUUAAAACAGCACUUAUGGUGGCUUAUAGUAAAUGCAGUGAAAUGGAUGACGCUUAUAAAAUGUUUUCUAUGAUGCAAGGUUUUCAAAGUGUGGUAACUUGGACUGCCAUGAUCAGUGGGUACUUGCAGAAUGGUGGAACAGAACAAGCAGUGAAGUUAUUCUGUCAAAUGAGUAGAGAAGGUGUUAAACCAAAUGAUUUCACUUAUUCUGCCAUCCUUAUGGCCCACCCUUCUUUUUCUACAGGCCAAGUACAUGCACAAGUCAUCAAAACCAAUUAUGAGAAGUCACCUUCAGUAGGAACGUCACUCAUAGAUGCUUAUGUUAAGAUGCAAAAUGUUCAUGAAGCUGAAAAAGUUUUUCAUAUAAUUGAUGAGAAGGACAUUGUGGCAUGGUCAGCAAUGCUUUCUGGAUAUGCUCAAAUAGGAGAUACUGAGGGAGCUGUUAAAAUUUACCUCCAGUUGGCAAGGGAGGGGGUCAUACCUAAUGAGUUUACCUUGUCUAGUAUCAUUAAUGCUUGUGCUGCACCUACUGCAGCAGUAGAGCAGGGGAAACAGUUUCAUGCAUGCUCAAUUAAACUAAGGUUGAAUAAUACUUUAUGUCUAAGUAGUGCUCUUGUCACCAUGUAUGCAAAAAGGGGGAAUAUUGAGAGUGCAAAUGAAGUUUUCAAGAGGCAAGGAGAGAGAGACUUAGUUUCAUGGAACUCAAUGAUCUCUGGUUAUGCUCAACAUGGUAAUGGGAAGAAGGUUCUUGAAGUAUUUGAAGAUAUGCGUAGAAAAAAUUUGGAAAUGGACGGUAUAACAUUCAUUAUCAUGAUCUCUGCCUGUACUCAUGCAGGCUUAGUAGAUGAAGGUAAAAAAUACUUCAAUAUUAUGGUCCAAGAUUACCAUAUCGAUCCAACAAUGGAGCACUAUUCUUGUAUGGUUGAUCUAUACAGCCGAGCAGGAAAUCUUGAAAAGGCCAUGGAUAUCAUAAAUGGAAUGCCAUUCGAAGCUGGUGCAAAUGCAUGGCGAGCUCUCUUGGGUGCUUGUCGUAUUCACCGCAACAUAGAGCUGGGAAAACUCGCGGCAGAAAAGCUCAUUGCGCUUCAGCCACAAGACUCUGCCGCAUAUGUUCUCCUGUCCAAUAUCUAUGCCGCAGCUGGAAACUGGCAAGAGAGAGCUAAAGUGAGGAAACUGAUGGAUGAGAGAAACGUGAAAAAGCAACCCGGGUAUAGCUGGAUUGAGGUGAAGAACAAGACCUACUCAUUUUUGGCUGGUGACCUUUCACAUCCCAUGUCAGACCUUAUAUAUUCAAAACUUGAAGAGUUAAAUAACCGAUUGAGUGAUAUGGGUUACCAGCCGGACACAAAUUAUGUGCUUCAUGAUGUUGAAGAGGAACACAAAGCAGCCUUUCUUUCUCAACACAGUGAAAGGCUAGCAAUUGCUUUUGGAUUGAUUGCCAAACCUCCAGGGUCUACUAUCCAGAUUCUGAAAAAUCUUAGAGUAUGUGGAGACUGUCACGCAGUUAUUAAGUUAAUUUCGGUGAUUGAAGCAAGAGAUAUUGUUGUCAGGGAUUCAAAUCGAUUCCACCACUUUAAGGAUGGUUUAUGCUCUUGUGGAGACUAUUGGUGA